GCGCAUAAACUUUGAGUGACGUUUCUAGUAUUGACACUUUGCCAGCAAAUCACUUUUUCUUGUUCGAUGUAAACAACCGCAAACAUUCAAUUAUAUUUAGUUUAAAUUUGCUAAUUGUAGCCGCAAAAAUGAUGAAACUGAGCGCAUUUAUAGAAGAGAGUGAUAUCGCAACCGCAGAGGGUAUAGAAGAAGUAUGUCAACGAAUAAUGGAUAAAGAGCAACAAAUCGAUACCCGUUUGGAGGAUAUCCUUUCGCAACAGUGUCAACUGGAGGCUAAAAUGCGUAACAUAGGAGUAGCGUUGAGUGGACUAAACGUGGUGUCGGAAAAGAGCCGACAGCUUUCUGAAAUGAUCAAUCAUACGGCCACACUUGCCGAAAGUGUAAGUGCCAAAGUGAGAAGAUUGGAUGAAGCAAGGAGUCGCGUUUCGGAAUGUCAGCAACGAGUACAUGAUCUAAUUGAUCUUCAACUCUGCAGCCAGGGCGUAAUGAGUGCGAUUCGUGAGGAAGACUUCGAGCAAGGAGCCGGACACGUUAAUCGCUUCCUGUCGAUGGACAAAACGCUACUUCAGAAGACGGCGGACGAUGUAAGCGGUUCAAUAACGUCGGUCAGCCAAGCGGUAUCGACGCUAGAGCAGGCAACUGUGCAAAUCCAGCAAAUGGUGAACCAAAAAUUCGACGAAGCGGUUAAACGAGAUGAUCUUGCAUCGUUAGAACGGUUUUUCAAAAUAUUCCCCCUGCUCGGUAUGCACGAUGAAGGGUUGGAAAAGUUCAUGACCUACAUCUGUGGUAAGCUGCAAAUUAAAGCGGGCAAAGAGCUGCGUUCUUCGAUGGAUAUUGCAAAAGCGGAAAAGCGUACAGCCGUUGCAUACGCCGACACACUGACGAUUCUGUUGGAAAAUAUCGCUCGUAUUAUCGAAGUCAAUCAGGCAAUCAUUGAGAGUUGCUAUGGACCCGGACGAUUGGUGCAAAUUUGUCGCAUACUGCAACGGGAGUGUGACGACGAGGUGACCAAAUGUGUACAGGAAUUCAAUCGUAACCGACAGACGGGAAGGAGAAUUGCGCAGAUAAAUGAUUACAUAAAAAAUGCAGGUGGUAAUUUAACCAUGGGUCACUACCGAAAACCAUCCGGUGGUGGGUCGAUGGACAAACUGAACGCAAAAGAUAUCGACAGUUUGAUAGGAGAAAUCACGAUCAUGCAUUCGAGAGCAGAAUUGUACGUAAAGUUCAUCAAACGGAGGUGUGCCAAUGAUUUGGAGAAAAGCUCCCUUUCUGCUGAUGUAAAGCAAGAACGGCUAACCGAACUACAAGCGCUGUUAGCAAAGUCACGCCUUAAUACACAAAUGCAGGAACUGCUCAGCACUUAUUUGCUGUUCGAACGUUAUUUUAUGGAGGAAAGUGUUCUAAAGGCGAUCGGACUGGAUAAGCUAGAGGAAGGCCAACAGUGUUCCAGCAUGCUGGAUGAUGUUUUCUUCAUUGUACGCAAAUGCAUUCGUCGCUCGAAUGGUACACAAUCACUCGAUGGGGUAUGCGCAGUGAUAAACAAUGCGGCCAGCUGCCUAGAGGAAGAUUAUCUGAAAGCCCUCAAAGCGCCCCUAAAAGCGGGAUAUCCUACCGGUUACAUUGAUUUAGCGCAGGCGUACAAUGCAUUCCAAAGUUCCAUCCAACAGGGUCGCUUACAAACGAGCGAUUCGGAUCAGGCACGCGGGCGAUUCGUCGCUGCUCUCAAUAACGCCGAUAUGUCGACAGAGUUCAUCGAAACACUGUGGAAGAUGAUGACUGAAGAAACCGAAAUCACAUUCCCAACGAUGAGUACGCGGGAGAAGGAAAAGUUGGACAGUUGUUUGGGUGGUUUAAAAUCUGUUGCAGAUUCGCUGAAAGCGCUAGUUGAUUUCGGUUUCCAGCAGCUUCGAUCAUCCGCUAUCAAACCCCGGCUGCAUCCAUGGGUCGAUCAGUUUUUAACCCACAACCACAACCUUACGGAAGAGGAACUGGCCACGUACGAGGCAAGUGAAACAUUUGUGCAGUUUCUAAUCGUACAGAUUGAUGGGCUGCUGAAUUCAUUCAAGGUGGCGCUAACGCCUCGCAAUUACGAUGCGCUUGUUAGUAUCGUGACGACGGAAAUAACGGCCCGCAUGGAACGGGCUAUUAAGAAAACGACCUUCAAUCGGUUGGGAGGGCUGGUGCUCGAUCAGGAAAUUCGUGCCCUUGCCUCCUUCCUGACCGGUGCAACUUCCUGGUCGGUUAGGGAUAAACUAGCAAAACUGCUGCAAAUGGGAACGAUACUGAAUCUGGAGAGUGUGUCCGAGUUGCCAGAGUAUUGGGAAUCGUCGUCCGCCAGCUGGCGUUUGACGGCGAACGAAGCCCGUUCGAUUUUGGCACUGAGGAUCGACUUUAAAAUGGAGGACAUCAAAAAGAUUAAAUUGUAACCAUUAAUAAAAUACUAGCAACCAAUGCGCAUAUUA
Messenger RNA from Anopheles funestus (African malaria mosquito), 2462 nucleotides. RefSeq names its product conserved oligomeric Golgi complex subunit 4 (gene Cog4). Lineage: Eukaryota; Metazoa; Arthropoda; Insecta; Diptera; Culicidae. The record is from RefSeq and is a predicted model, not a curated record. The transcript has 5 exons. The coding region runs from base 129 to 2426 and encodes 765 amino acids.